This is a messenger RNA of Folsomia candida, 2742 nucleotides long. RefSeq lists its product as uncharacterized. The record is from RefSeq and is a predicted model, not a curated record. The transcript is spliced from 6 exons. The coding region runs from base 7 to 552 and encodes 181 amino acids. NCBI's taxonomy places the organism in Eukaryota, Metazoa, Arthropoda, Collembola, Entomobryomorpha, Isotomidae.
AUACUUAUGCAUGCAAAAAAUUACGUUGCAUCAUCCAUGAAUCUACUCUACUUACUGAUAUGUUUGUAUGUAUGUCUUGGAAACGAUGAAUCAAGUUUCUCUUAUAAAAAUCUAGUUGUUUUUCACAGUUUACAUGCAUCAUGCAUCUCAGUUUUCGCCUUUGAAGAAACGGAUUAUCACAUCGUAAAUACGCCGGCGACAUGGGGGGAGGCAGCGGCGACAUGUAAACGUCUCAACUUUGGCGAUCUCGUCACCAUCGAAUCAAUGGAUGAAUACCUCGACUUGAUCGAUCUCCUUGCAUCGGCUGGCGCAGUGAAGGGCCAAACAUAUUGGACGGAUGGGGCUUAUAGCUCGUCAUCUUGGAAAUGGGCAUCGACCGGGGGGAAGAUGCCACCCGGGUUGGGAAGACGCUGGCUGCGGGGACAUCCUGUCAAUUCAGCCUCUAACAAAGUCCUGCUCUCUUACCAGACGAAAUUCGUGACUUUUCCAGAAACUCAGAAACACAGAUUCAUUUGCAAGAAUCCAAGACCUACCGUGGCCGUCCCGUGUUAAAAGAGAUCCACGAAGUUAUCGGACCGCCCCAUCAAACGCGCGCUGAGCGGGAGCAGAUUGAAAUUAAAUUUCGAAAAAAAUAUUUUUGAAUAGACCAAGUUAUAAGCUUUCCAUUGAUAUAUAUCACUAAUUAUUGAGUCAUGGCUAAGACUAGAAAAACUUGGGUUGAAAGGCAAGAGUUGAAAAAAAGAGUGAUUGUGUUUCGCAAAAAUCGAACAAACUAUGAUUCUAAAAUCACUUGGCACUUUUUCAAGCAAGAAGGUAUUCCUCAUUCAAAUGUCAACUCUUACAUAGAAAAGUACGAGGAAUCCAAUGAACUCAAAUUCAAAGUCCCCACUAGUCGACCUGCAAAGCUAGCGGCGACUAAAGUCAAAAAUCGGAUGAAAAAAUUCUUCAAAAAUCAUGCAUCAACGACAACGGCUGCCACGACAAGGAAGGUCAAGAUUUCAAAAAGCUAUCUGAGCAAAAUCAAAGUCCAUAAACUAGGGAUUAUAGCAAGGACAAAAAAACCAGCAUCAAAUUACAAACCAACACAAAAGGAAAGGAUUCAUGCGUGCUGCAAGAAAUUGUGAGAGAAAAUUUGGGGAAAAGUGGUCAUCGCGGACGAUGAGCCCCACGUCACAGCUAAUCCUUCAAAUCUUCCAGGAAGGCAUUUUUUCCAUAGUUCCAACCCAUAUGAAGACAAAGUCCAAAGUCCAAUAUGAAGACAAAGUCCAAAAGAAAUACCAAUUCCCAAAAAAAUGAAGAAUUUGGCAACGCAUGCCUAGCAUUGGUCAUGUUUCUGAUCCCGUCAUUUUGGAGGGCACUGUAAACCAGGAGGUUUAUCUUAAAUCAUGAAUUGAAGGGGGAUUAGAAUCGUUUAUUACCAAAGAUCAUAAAAAAUAAAGUUUUGUUUUGGCCUGACCUCGCAAGGUCUCAUGACGCCAAAAAGGUCACUCAGAACCAAAAUCUGAAAAAAAUCGAAUUUGUGCCGAAAAAUUAAAACCCACCAAAUUUUCCUCAACGGCGACCAAUUGAGAAAUUCUGGGCGCUAACUAACUCCAAAUAUUCUAAGCUUUCAGAAACGCUGGAUACCUUACGAAAAUUUAAGAACAGAUGGAAGAAAAUGAGCUUGAAAGUAGGUGCAGUCGAUGGUCGGAAUUUGAUGCGAAAUCUGAAGAAGAAAGUGCAAUCUGUAGCACAUACCGGAAUUGAAUCAUUAAAAUUUGAACUGUAUGGCAAUCCAGACCCUUUGGUAGUAAACAUAUGCAAUUUUUUUGAGAUUACAUCAACUGUGUGUAAAGUUCUGAGCAUUUGAUUGCGGCGGUCCGAUAACUUAGUGGAUCUCUUUUACGUGACGAACGAUUUGCUCGUCGUCCUCGACUCAUCAGGCAGCAUUUCGUCGCCUGAAUGCAUUAUCGCCAAAGACUUUUCGCCCGGAUUAGCACUCGCUUAUCGCGACAAUGAAGAUUCCCGGGUAGGAUUUACCAUAUUUUCCAACCAGGUGCAAACUGUGGUACAUCCGGUCAAUACGCUUACCCCGUCCGAGUCGGCGACCGCUGUGCAGGCCGCGAUCCACUUGCAAAGCGGGACUGCGACGGAUCUGGCCAUCGAAAAUGGAGCCAGUCUGCUUGCCAGUAUUGACAGAGGCGUUAUCAAGAAUUUGGUCGUUGUGACGGACGGGAUGUCGAAUAACCGUGCGUCCACGAUUGCCGGAGCAAAUGCAGCCAUUGCGCGUGGAAUUAAAACAUACGCGGUAGGAAUUGGACAUUACGAAGGGGCUGAGCUUGUCGCGAUUGCGGGCGGUGACCGAAGUCGCGUUUUCACGGUGCCCGGGUUUAAUCAAUUCCUCGCCCUCCUGAGACCAGUCUCUCUGAAGAUGUGCGGGCCUUGAGAUCAUGGUCAUGGCUUGAAUAGAUAACUUAAUGGACACAUAUUGAGAAGGUUAAUUUAUUAUUUCUUUCCUAUACAUAUAUUUAUACUUCUGUUAUUUACACUGCAUCUGCCUAGCGUUACUGUUCAAGUUUUCAAUUUCGACUCAGAAAAUGGGACAAUAAAAAUCUGCAUGAACCAUGAGACGAACGAAUAACGUUUCUUACCUUUGACUUCUUUAAGCACAGUUUGUGAAUUUGAUCGUGAUGAAUUGUGUGAUAUACAAAAUCUCCUUGGAAAUCUCCCUGGUCAUUGAUACUAAAUAAAUGAUUUAUUUUA